AUGUUUAAGUUGCCAGCUAGAAUCCUCCACUUUGGGCUGGUGAGACCUUUCUCCACUUCUUUCGCUAGGCUCAAUGCACCAAAAUCCUCGUGUGCCGCUGGGACAGUCUUGAACUUGAAGGUCAGAAAAAAUGGCGAUGAGCCCGUGGCCUUGGAAGAUCUGGAGUACCCUGAGUGGUUGUGGGACAUUCUCGAUAAAUCCAAGACAGAGGCUGCACUUAAGGAGGAAGACCCAAUAAAAUGGAGAAGAAAGCAGAACUCGAAGAGAACCACGGCUAAGAUCAAAAACAACAACUUCCUUGCACAAAUGUAA
Messenger RNA from Metschnikowia bicuspidata var. bicuspidata NRRL YB-4993, 312 nucleotides. RefSeq names its product mitochondrial 54S ribosomal protein mL54 (gene MRPL37). The record is from RefSeq and is a predicted model, not a curated record. Bases 1 to 312 code for a protein of 103 amino acids. The transcript has a single exon. Gene Ontology annotation, cellular component: mitochondrial large ribosomal subunit. Gene Ontology annotation, molecular function: structural constituent of ribosome. NCBI's taxonomy places the organism in Eukaryota, Fungi, Ascomycota, Pichiomycetes, Serinales, Metschnikowiaceae.